GCGAUGGUGUGGAUUCAGCUUCUGCUCUUCUCUCAUCUUCUUUCCUUCACUCCUCUCACUACACUGUCUCGCAGCGAACUUGAAGAUCAGCUGAAGAAGAAGAAGAAGAAUAUUUCAGACCUGGAGAAGGAUAACAAAGAGAUAGAAGAUCAGCUGAAGCAAAAGGAGAAGGAACUUUCAGACCUGAGGGAGAAGAAUGCUGACGUGAUGAGUGAGAACGAGCGUCUACGUGGAGAUGUGAAGAAACUGAACAACCGAGUAAAAGCCCUGGAGAAAAGUGAAGAUCAGCUGAGGCAAACGGAGAAGGAGAUCUCAGAGCUGAAGAGAAAAAACAACAAGCUACUUGAUGAGAAGGAGAAUCUGCAAGAUGUGACCAAACUAAAAAAACAGUUAAAGGAUCUGGAGAAAGCAGUCACAACCUCAUUCCCAGUCACCAUCAAUUCUCUGCGGUUUGACCCCAACACAGCUCACAGUAGACUCCAGAUCUCUGAUGACUGGCAGUCAGCGUCAGUGUUCGGUACUCUAUCGAGCGACCCGACAACCCAAGAUGCUACGACAUCAUGAUCGCUGCCCUCACAGAAACGGGCUUCACCAGCGGCAGGCCGUACUGGGAGGUAUCUGCACCCAGGAAAGGAGAGAUCGACUUCAGGCCCAGUAACAGAUACUGGGUCAUCCAGAAGAGGAACAGGCAGCUCUACAUGCUAACGGAACAAGAUUUCCUGCGUCAGCUCCCCAACCAACUCAACAUCAUCGGGGUCCUGAUCGACUUCUCCCUAGGAGAGGUGACCUUUUACAACUCUGAAACUAGAACAUUCCUCUGCGUCUUCAGAGGGAACCGCUUCACAGAGAAGCUCUACCGCUUUGUGGCUACAUGCGGUCAAGAGGGUCCAGAGGACUGGCCCAUAGAGCUGCUGGAUACUGGCAUCCCAAAGUGCGCACACACAAUAUAUAUAUGCAGCUUUUAAAAAGAUUA
Molecule: messenger RNA, 973 nt
Organism: Hemibagrus wyckioides
Lineage: Eukaryota; Metazoa; Chordata; Actinopteri; Siluriformes; Bagridae
Product: calcium-binding and coiled-coil domain-containing protein 2-like
Exons: 8
Coding region: 4-564 (186 amino acids)
Source: RefSeq, a predicted model, not a curated record